This is a messenger RNA of Saitoella complicata NRRL Y-17804, 1145 nucleotides long. RefSeq lists its product as uncharacterized. The record is from RefSeq and is a predicted model, not a curated record. Bases 18 to 1082 code for a protein of 354 amino acids. Gene Ontology annotation, cellular component: cytoplasm. NCBI's taxonomy places the organism in Eukaryota, Fungi, Ascomycota, Saitoellomycetes, Saitoellales, Saitoellaceae. The transcript has a single exon. Gene Ontology annotation, molecular function: ubiquitin protein ligase activity; zinc ion binding.
CCGAAGCCCGUGAACUCAUGCCCUUCAACUUCGACAACUGCUCCAUCGUCCCCCUCCGCCAACCCAUCUUCGCCUGCAAGACCUGUGACCCAAUCGCUCCGCAUACUCAACGUGGCGCGUGCUGCUAUGCGUGUAGUAUUCAGUGUCAUGGUGAUCAUGAAUUGAUAGAACUGUUCGCGAAACGGGAUUUUACGUGUGACUGUGGGACGGACAGGAUGGGUGCGGAAGCGUGCAAACUGCGGAAGGAGCGGAGUAAGGUGAAUGAGAAGAAUAUGUAUAACCAUAACUUCGAGGGCAGGUUUUGCUCGUGCGACGAGAUCUAUAAUCCAGAAGAGGAAGAAGGGACGAUGAUCCAAUGCUUGUUGUGCGAAGAUUGGUAUCAUGAGAAGUGCUUGGGAGAGGUGCCGGAUGCGGAUGAUUUCGAGCAUAUGAUUUGUCGGGGAUGUGUUCAUGAGCACCAAUGGCUGAAGAGGUAUCAUGGGCAGGAGGGGACAGUUCUGCCUGGGAAGGAGAAGGUGGUUGAUGUUGAGGGGAACGGUGAUGAAUUCAAGCAGGAGACACAGGAAAAGGAAGGGGUCAAGGAUGAGAAGAUUGAGGUUGCGGAGGAGCCAGUCGCUUCGGAAACUGGCAAACGCAAGGCACCAUCAGAGGACGAAGACGUACCAGCAUCUGCCGAGAUCAAGAAGGUCAAGACCGAAAACGACACGAACACAACCUGCAUUUACGAAGGCCUGCCGCCUGCCCCUUCGGAAUCCCUAUCUCUCUUCUUGACGGAUAACUUCCGGACCCACUUCUGCCGUUGCCCUUCCUGCAUCUCCCGAACCCUCUCAGCUCACCCCGUCCUCCUCACGCCCGAAGAAACCUACGAACCCCCACUUGACGCCGAUUCCGACACCGAAUCAAUCUACGACGCCGGCGCAAAAGCGCUUGGAAAGAUGGAUAGAGGAACGGCGCUGGAUGGGUUGUUGGCGUAUGGGAAGAUGAAGAAUGCGUUGACGGAGUUCUUGAGCCCGUUUGCGAGAGAAGGGAAAGUUGUUACGGAGGGAGAUGUCAGAGCGUUCAUGAAUAAGUUAAAGAAGUAACCGUUUCCCAUACGGGGAUACAUAUAGGCAUGGGGUUUUUUCGGAUAGGGCUCGUGGGGAGGC